Messenger RNA from Dicentrarchus labrax (European seabass), 1233 nucleotides. RefSeq names its product growth differentiation factor 7 (gene gdf7). Gene Ontology annotation, cellular component: extracellular region. Lineage: Eukaryota; Metazoa; Chordata; Actinopteri; Moronidae. Gene Ontology annotation, molecular function: growth factor activity; cytokine activity. The transcript has 2 exons. Gene Ontology annotation, biological process: SMAD protein signal transduction; BMP signaling pathway. The coding region runs from base 1 to 1167 and encodes 388 amino acids. The record is from RefSeq and is a predicted model, not a curated record.
AUGGAGUGGACCCGGACCGGAGCCCUGCGCUCCGGCUCUCUGCGGCGCACCGACCCCAGUGUGGGGAGGAGAGACCGGCCCGUGAACGACACGGUGGUUCUCCACGACUACAUGGUGUUUCUAUACCGAACACUGUCCAAACUUCAGCGCAGAGACAUGAACGUUUCACGCGGUGCGGGGUUUGCAAACACGGUGACAAGUUUUGUGGACCAGGGAAAAGAUCUUCCAUCUUGGGAGAGCGGUCAGCGUUACAUCUUUGACCUGUCCAGCCUGCCCAGGAUGGAUGAGCUGGUGGAGGCGGAGCUCAGAAUCCUGAGGAAGCCUGCGGUAGACCUCCUGUCUGUCCUAACAACCGGAGGAAACCUUUACAACAUCCGUCUGUACUCUUGCUCUCCCAAGGGCGCGUCUGAUCGACAGCUCCUGGACUCCAGAACUGUGGAGGUUCUGGAUGGCGGUCUGCCCAGGUGGGAGGUGUUUGAUGUCUGGUCCAGCAUGAAGGCUCGUCAAAGGAAUCCCACAGAACCAACGCAGGCCUGCUUCCACCUCCUGGCCCUGUCUGAGCUGACACAUGAGGCGGCUGACCCGCUGCUCCUGGGGCUGGGUCGCCACGCUCGGCUGCCACAGGAGAGAGCUUUGCUGGUGGCUUUCUCGCACGCUGGCCCCAACGACAAUCUGUUCAAAGAGAUGAUGGAGAAGAUGAAGAAUGAGGGAGGUGGAUUUCGUCUCUCUAAGCCUCUCAAACCUAUUCCAAAAGCUGAAAAGAUGCACCGGAAGCAUCGCCAAAGAGCCUUGUCCAAACGGUCAUUUGGUGGGACAGGGGGAGGUACUGGAGGGAAAACUGGACACAGGAGGAACCGCUGCAGCCGUAAACCCCUCCAUGUGAACUUUAAAGGUCUGGGCUGGGACGACUGGAUCAUUGCCCCACUGGACUACGAGGCGCACCACUGCGAUGGGGUUUGUGGCUUCCCCCUGCGCUCCCACCUGGAGCCCACCAACCACGCCGUCAUCCAGACUCUUUUGAACUCCAUGGACCCAGAUAUCAGUCCGCCUAGCUGCUGCGUCCCCUCCAAGCUCAGUCCCAUCAGCAUCCUCUACAUUGACUCAGGCAACAAUGUGGUCUAUAAGCAGUACGAGGACAUGGUGGUGGAGAGCUGUGGAUGCCGGUAGCACCAAGAACGCUGGUUGAACAAACACAUGUGAAUGUCCUUCCAACAUUCAUUUAAUACUUUACUA